AUGCGCCUAGGAACCGCCCUGCUUCCCGUCAUCUCCUUGGCCUCGGCGUCCGCCGUGCCAUCGUGGCACGACAAAUCCGCGCACGAAGUGUACCACGAUACAGCAGCCUCUUAUAGGAUACCCACCGUACAUGAGUCCGCCGUCCUAGCCCGCCGGAUCCUCGACAUUGAAAAGAUUGCCACGCUGUCAACCAUCUUCCCUAACACACACACUACGGAGAAUCGCCCCUCAGAUGUUGGAGGCUCACCCAUUGGCUUGCCAGACUACUUCGCCAAUUGCGAGCCGGACACGGGCAACCCUACCAUCCUCGAACUCCCGAUAGCGACCUCGUUCAAGAACGUACAAGCUGGGUCCAAUAUCUCCCUAUCGCUAAGGUGGCAUGCGCCCUAUAGACAUUGGUAUAGCGUAGCUUCUGUGCCUCGCUUCAGCCUCGUUGGCUACCUAGAGGAGCUCACGGACGAGGAGGUCAAGGAAGAAAGCAUAGCGGCUUGCUUCGUGAAGAAGCAUCCUGACGCUGCUGCGUGGUUGCCAGGCAACAGGAUACACGUUAGCAAGUGGGUGCGCUUUGUUGUUCAAGAGAUUUAUUGGAUUGGGGGCUUUGGGGACCGCGCAUAUAUUGGAUGGAUUCCGCUGGAAGAAUGGCAGAGCGUGACUCGAGAAGAGAUGGAGAAGGCCAGGCUCCCAGGUGAGGGGUCGGGAAGGAGCUCGUGGAAGUCAUGGUUUGGGUUGAAUGACAAGCAAGAGAUGUUGGAGCUGUGA
This is a messenger RNA of Didymosphaeria variabile, 759 nucleotides long. RefSeq lists its product as uncharacterized. The record is from RefSeq and is a predicted model, not a curated record. The transcript has a single exon. NCBI's taxonomy places the organism in Eukaryota, Fungi, Ascomycota, Dothideomycetes, Pleosporales, Didymosphaeriaceae. Bases 1 to 759 code for a protein of 252 amino acids.